AUGGCUGCAAACCAGGGCCAAGAGGCGAUGCGACGUAUCCUGCAAAACUCGCGAGGAGCCGGAUUGGGAAUCGGAUUUCUGGCUGCUGCCGGAGCGGCCGCCUAUGGAAUCUCCCAAUCGUUGUUCACAGUUGAGGCCGGUCACCGCGCGAUCAUGUUCAACCGAAUUGGCGGAGUGGGCAAUGAGAUCUACAAAGAGGGUCUUCACUUCCGAGCUCCCUGGUUCCAAUAUCCGAUCAUUUAUGACAUUCGAGCACGACCAAAUCAGGUUCGCUCACCAACCGGCUCCAAGGACUUACAGAUGGUGAACAUCGGUCUUCGUGUGCUCUCGCGACCCGAUCCGAAUCAUUUGCAGAAGAUCUACCGAACGCUUGGACAAAAUUGGGAAGAACGCGUCCUCCCGUCAAUUUGCAAUGAGGUGUUGAAAUCGGUGGUCGCCAAGUUCAACGCUUCCCAAUUGAUCACUCAACGUCAACAAGUGUCACUGCUAAUCAGAAAGCGACUGAUCGAACGAGCUCUCGACUUCAAUAUCAUUCUUGAUGACGUCUCUUUGACCGAGCUCGCCUUCUCGCCUCAAUACGCGGCUGCUGUUGAAGCUAAACAGGUAGCCGCUCAAGAGGCUCAACGUGCUUCGUUCUUGGUCGAUAGAGCCAAACAAAACAGACAAGAGAAGAUUGUGCAAGCUGAGGGAGAGGCACAAUCGGCUAAAUUGCUUGGAGAGGCUUUGCGUGGAGAUCCGGGCUAUUUGAAGCUGAGAAAGAUUAGAGCCGCACAGCAAAUCUCGAAAACCGUUUCGGAGGGAGCAAAUAAUAAGAUAUAUCUCCCAUCGGGAGGUCUUUUGUUGAACAUUGCCGACGAGGAAUACUUUGACAUGGCCAGCGAUAAGAAAAAGCGCAAU
This is a messenger RNA of Mesorhabditis belari, 897 nucleotides long. Lineage: Eukaryota; Metazoa; Nematoda; Chromadorea; Rhabditida; Rhabditidae. The record is from the annotation of a GenBank genome assembly.